This is a messenger RNA of Dimorphilus gyrociliatus, 1636 nucleotides long. NCBI's taxonomy places the organism in Eukaryota, Metazoa, Annelida, Polychaeta, Dinophilidae. The record is from the annotation of a GenBank genome assembly.
AAUGAUAAAGAAAAUGAGAAAAAUUCUCAUUCAAACCUUAUUCAUUAUUUUCAUUUGGUUUGAGAUAAUUAUUCAAGUAAGUUUGUUGAAUUUAGCAAGAGGAAAGUUAUCUUUUCAAAGUUCUACUAGUGGAAGUAUAAAUACUCAUAGUGCACCUCAGUAUGCUAAUGAUGAUAAUCAUGAGCACUGUUCAAGUACUGACAGUGAUAUUGCAGAUUUCUCUUGGUGGUCGGUUGAUCUUGAACAAGAAUACGAUAUCACUAAAGUAUGCCUUUUGAAUGUCAAUGAUAAUGUCUAUAAUAAUUUAAAAGAAUUCAAUAUUUUUGUUGGCAACUAUCCAAAUGAUGAAAAGAUUGUAUGCAGAUAUGUGGACGAAACAGUACAAAGACCAAAUUCAAAUCUUGUUUCUCAAUACAAUUGUUACACAUGUGUCACUAAGGCAAUUGGUUCAUUUGUGACAAUAAAAUUAACCACAAUUAAUAUAAAGUUAAUAUUAUGUGAUGUAGAUGUUAAAGGAAUGUUGAUUGAUGAUAAAAGAGGUUUUGAAUUAUUAAAUUUGAACAAAUUGAUUACAAUGACUGGUGGACAGCACAAAAGUUGGUCUAAAGAGAAAGGAUAUGAUAAUAGUUACAAAACACUUUUUCAUUCAAGAAGUUAUUUUUCAACACCAUACUUUUUAAUUGAUGCUGUUCAAACAUUGAAUGUACAUAGAAUUAUUAUUGUUUCAUUAUACAAUGAUGAUUAUCAUAAAAGAUUUGAAAAAACUUACAUUUCAAUUAAAGGAAUACCUGCAACAGAUUUGAAUUUUAAUAGUAGAUUUUGUGUUGAAAAUCUUUCUGGCCACUUUAGAACAACUUAUGAAUUAUUCAACAUUGAAUGUAAUCCUAUUCUAACUGGAAGAUAUAUAAUUAUCAAUCAGAAUGUUGGCACCAAAGAAAAUAGAUUUUUAGAAUUUAUGGAAAUGUAUAUAUAUAUUUCAAAUAUUGAUGAAAACCACCCAAAAGAAUUUGGACAUGUUUCUAAACCAUCUAUCAUUGAUGCAAAAUUAAAUAGUGUUGCUUUAUCAAGUAAUCAAUUGACACUUUUACAAGAUAACAUCUACUAUAUUAAUGAUAAUACUGGGAAAAUAGAUUUGGUGACCAAUGAUAAUCUGCUCCUAACUACAAAACUAACUCAUCUCAAUCAGAUUUGCUUAACAGUUUUUCAUGCUUCAAGUUUCACACCAGGAAUUGAAAUAAAAAUUAGAAAUUUUUUAAAUAAUGAAAUAAUUGAAAGAGAAACAAAUGGAAAUUUUAAACAUUCCCAUACAAUUUGUGUAAAAACCCCAUUUCUGUUGACAAAGGACAUAGAAAUUCUAUCCAAAAAUAACCAAGGAUUAGCAGAAGUUGAUCUUAUUGCACUUUCUGAUUCACCUAAAUGCCUUCAAAGAAAUGAUGAAUGGGCAUUUCCAAAUUCUUCACUACCAGUUAAUAAUGAACAAUACUUACAUUUUCUUUUGAAAGUUGCUAAUGAAAAUGAAGAAAUUACAAUUUAUGGAUCAACAACUACUGUUAGGCAGAAGAAAACAGCAAGUGAUUUAUACUUAGGAGGGUCUCCUCUAAGGGUAGGGCUAAUGGAAAAGGUUAGGUACAGCUAA